GCGAGGUGUCGGAGCCGUUUCCCAGUUUAGUCAGGGGUUCUGAGAACUAAGGUCACGUUUCCGCUGUGGCUGCCAUCAAACUUUAGUUAGCUGUUUUUCUGUUCUUACACCGAGAGCCGCCGUUAUGUCCAAUAACAACGCCAGCAGCAACUUAAUCAUCGCCCAGAGGGCCGUGAAGCAGCUCCGGUUAGAGGCCAGUACCCGGAGGAUCAAGGUAUCCCAGGCUGCUGCUGACCUGAAAAACUUCUGCCUGCAGAAUGCAUCCAAGGACCCGCUCCUCAUGGGGGUCCCCUCCAGCGAUAAUCCCUUCAGACCCCCAAAGUCUUGCUCACUGUUCUGAGCAGCAGAAGGAACAUGAAGGAUUUUCUGGACCUGUCCGUUGAAGCUUCACUUCUCUUCUCAUCGACUUCAUGGUAAACCUGCCUGCAGCUCCUCAUGGGAAGGGAGGGAGAGCCGAUUUCCAUCUUGUUUGCCAAAACUAAUGGUAUCCUAUCCUCCAUCUGUUACGUGAAAGCAUGGCCAAACUACUCAACAAGCAAGCAGAAGACGUUCCUGACACUAACGUGACUAAUGAUUAAUCUGGGUUUGCCUAAGUGCCCAACAUGUCCGGCAUCUAUUUACAGACUGUUACCGCUGUUUGUUAUUUUCAGUCGUGUUGUGAAGGGCAGGUGGAAGGAUAAUCAAACAUGGAUUUAUAAUAGCUUAUCUUCCAUCCACACUUUUGUAUUUAUCUCUGUGAAACACAACAACAAAAACAAAAAAAACUACUAAUAUUGUUGGCCAACAAACUAAACUGGUGCCUUUUUCAAUGUUUGUGUAUAUAAGCGGAAAAUAAACUGGUUUUGUGGACCUUAGGUACUAAGGCAUGACACAGGCUUUAUCUUGGAGCAAGCGAUGGGUUAAUCUUUCAUUUUCUUGUUACUUUAACUCACCUAUCUAUAGCUAUAUUUUAGACUCUUUUAAGUUUCUCCUUCUUUAUGUUGAAUCUUUCUAUUUAAGGUAAAAACACAUGAUGGCCUUACACUAUGUGGAUUAGUGGUAACAACCUUAACUUAUUGCACAAAUCCUUGUGUCUGUGUUGGAAUCCUUGGGUUAUGUUUGUAUUUAAUGUUUUUUUUUUCACGCUGGAAUCAAGCAUCAAUCAACCAAAAAUCUUUCCUGCUGAUGAAGAAAUCUGUCUUUUCAGACACUGAUGAAUUGCUGCAUCUAACUUUAUAUACAUAUAUAUAUAAAAAAAAAAAAGUGUAUCAAAAACUAUUGUUAAAGCAUUACUUUAUAAUUGCUGACUGCUUUUUCAAAGACAGGAAGUGAGUAUUUAAUUAAAAGGUGCGUUUAAUUUGGUGCUUUUCCACUUAUGUAAUUUGUGUGAAGUUAUUUUUAAGUUGGAUGUAGAUUUGAAAAGUGGAUGUCAUUUAAUUGUGAAUUGGAUCUUUUUUUGUGAAGGCAAACUGCUGGAUUAAAUGUGUUUAAUAUUCUCACAUCCCAUAAAUCUGCAUAAAGAAUAACUCUUACCUGUCAGCUUGAUUUGUGAUAAAUGCAUCAUGUUUGUAUGGAAGGAAAUAAAUAAAAAUGUAUACAAGCAAAA
Molecule: messenger RNA, 1585 nt
Organism: Cyprinodon tularosa
Lineage: Eukaryota; Metazoa; Chordata; Actinopteri; Cyprinodontiformes; Cyprinodontidae
Exons: 3
Coding region: 125-340 (71 amino acids)
Biological process (GO): G protein-coupled receptor signaling pathway
Cellular component (GO): heterotrimeric G-protein complex
Molecular function (GO): G-protein beta-subunit binding
Source: RefSeq, a predicted model, not a curated record